Molecule: messenger RNA, 5442 nt
Organism: Oryzias melastigma (Indian medaka)
Lineage: Eukaryota; Metazoa; Chordata; Actinopteri; Beloniformes; Adrianichthyidae
Gene: ddx3xa
Product: DEAD-box helicase 3 X-linked a
Exons: 21
Coding region: 271-2463 (730 amino acids)
Biological process (GO): gamete generation; cell differentiation
Cellular component (GO): P granule; nucleus
Molecular function (GO): RNA helicase activity; RNA binding; ATP binding
Source: RefSeq, a predicted model, not a curated record
ACUUUCAGUGUCUCAUUCCGCCACGGUCAGUCCUGCCGGUCGGAGUACCUUUACAGUAGCUCCGUAAUAAUAUUUUCAUUUACAAACUAAAUUGAAAGUGUUAUUUGGUAAAAACACUUUUAUUUAUUCAACGUUGACUUAAGCUUACCGUCGGUACGAAAUUUAAAUUCGUUUAAAAAAGAAAAGCUAAGUUUUAGUUUAGGCUCUGCCGAUAGUGCUAACAAAGAAAAUCGUUUCUCUUCAGAAGUAAUCCCUCGACCUUCUUUAGUUAUGAGUCAUGUGGUCGUUGAUAAUCCACACGGUCUAGAUCAGCAGCUUGCUGCCCUAGACUUAAACUCUGCUGACGGACAAGGCGGCGGAACUGGCAGGCGUUACAUUCCACCUCAUUUAAGGAACAAAGAUGCUGCCAGAAACGCAGGAAAUGCUUUUUCCACUGGUAGACAGUGCGGUUAUUCAAUGGCACCAGUAAAUUUCUGUUACCCAGGACUGGCCUCUCAGGAGCUUGCCUUUUACCAUGCCUACAGUGAUGCACCUGGAUGGGACGGCGGCCGCACCAAUGGAUUUGUGAAUGGUUACCACGACAAUCGUGCAAACGGGGGCUUUGGUGGACGUGGAUCCUCUCGCAAUGAUAGAGCUUUUGGUGGUUAUGAGAACAAGGAGGGAGGCUGGGGAGGAGCAUCCAGAGACUCCUACAACAGCUUUGGAGGACGCAACGACAGGUCCAAGUCGUCCUUCUUCAACGACAGAGGAUCAGGCUCAAGAGGAAGAUACGAGCGUGGGGGCUUCAGCGGGGGAGGAAGUAGCCGCUGGGGGGAAGACUCCAGAGAAGACGACUGGUCCAAACCUACCGCUCCCAAUGAGCGCUUGGAACAUGAACUUUUCUCUGCAAGCAACACUGGAAUAAACUUUGAGAAAUACGAUGAUAUUCCUGUGGAGGCUACUGGAAGCAACUGCCCACCCCACAUUGAGAGUUUCCAUGAUGUGGACAUGGGGGAGAUCAUCAUGGGCAACAUCACGUUGAGCCGUUACACUCGGCCCACUCCGGUCCAGAAGCACGCUAUCCCAAUCAUCAAGACCAAGAGAGACUUGAUGGCCUGCGCUCAGACCGGUUCUGGAAAGACAGCUGCGUUCUUGCUGCCAGUGCUGAGUCAGAUCUACACCGACGGACCAGGAGAUGCACUGCAAGCUGCAAAGAACAGCGGACAGGACAAUGGCCGUUACGGACGCCGUAAACAAUACCCCCUUUCCCUGGUUCUGGCUCCAACCAGAGAGCUGGCUCUGCAGAUCUAUGAUGAGGCCAGGAAGUUUGCAUACCGCUCUCGUGUGCGUCCCUGCGUGGUUUACGGAGGUGCCGACAUAGGGCAGCAGAUCAGGGAACUGGAGAGGGGCUGCCACCUACUGGUGGCCACACCUGGACGUUUGGUUGAUAUGAUGGAAAGAGGCAAGAUCGGCCUGGACUACUGCAACUACCUUGUUCUGGAUGAGGCUGACCGCAUGUUGGACAUGGGGUUUGAGCCACAGAUCAGACGUAUUGUGGAGCAGGACACCAUGCCGCCUAAAGGCAUCCGACAAACCAUGAUGUUCAGCGCCACUUUCCCCAAAGAGAUUCAGAUUCUGGCUCGUGACUUCCUGGAGGAUUACAUUUUCCUGGCGGUGGGUCGUGUUGGGUCCACUUCAGAAAACAUCACCCAGAAGGUGGUUUGGGUCGAGGAGACGGAUAAGCGCUCAUUUCUCCUGGAUCUGCUCAAUGCAACAGUUAUUCCAAGUGAGGUUCAGGAAAAUAUCACAGAGACUCCAGAGAAAAUGGGCAAAGACUCCUUGACUCUGGUCUUUGUGGAAACGAAGAAAGGAGCUGAUGCUCUGGAGGACUUCCUGUACCGUGAAGGUUAUGCCUGCACCAGCAUCCAUGGCGACCGCUCCCAGCGGGACAGAGAGGAGGCUCUGCAUCAGUUCCGCUCCGGACGUUGCCCCAUCCUAGUGGCUACAGCUGUGGCUGCUCGAGGUCUGGAUAUAAGCAACGUGAAACAUGUCAUCAACUUUGACCUGCCCAGUGACAUUGAGGAGUACGUUCACCGUAUUGGCCGUACGGGACGUGUGGGCAACCUUGGUCUGGCCACGUCGUUCUUCAACGACAAAAACAGCAACAUAACCAAAGAUUUGCUUGACAUCUUGGUCGAGGCCAAGCAGGAGGUUCCCUCCUGGCUUGAAAGCUUGGCCUAUGAGCACCAGCACAAGAGCACCAACCGAGGCCGGAAGAGGUUCUCUGGUGGCUUUGGAGCCAGAGAUUACCGUCAGACACCCGGCGGCGCUGGAGGCUUCAACAGCAACCGUUCAGGGCGCAGCACUGGAGGCCAUGGAGGGAACCGCGGCUUUGGAGGUGGCUUUGGUGGAAACUUCUACAGCAACGAUGGCUACGGAGGAAACUACAGCCACACCGGUAGUGUGGAUUGGUGGGGGAACUAGUCAGCAUAGGAAUAGGUUGUCAUGCCAACCCAAUGGAAACCACAUGUUAACUUAAGCCAGACCAUAACAAUCCUCCCUGUGUAGCUUCACUGACACACAGUACAUUACCAGCCCUGGAUCUCUGCCAUUCGCUUCACACAUAAAGGAAGUGCAGCACUGCACGAAGGAACUCACCAGCACGUGCACGGCACCGGAGACCGCAGAGAUUCGCACUCCUCAGAGCGAGCAUGGACGCUGACAUGCUUCGCCCGGCAGCAACCUCGGGCGUUCGUCGUUUCAAAGUCUUUUUUUUCUUUUUGUGGGGAUUAAAAAGCCCGACUGAUUAAUCUGAGGAUCAUUCGUUUGUUAAUGUACUGUGCCUUUUGAAUUCAAACAGGAAAUCUGUGCUUUCAUUUCACCAAAUGAACAUGGCCAAGAUUUCUAAAUUUGUUUUUACUAUUUGUUUGGAAAAUCCAGUGAAGGGUUAAAAAAAAGCUUUGAUCUUAAUCAAACCUUGGCAAAAACUUUGGUGUUGAGACUCUCAAGUCACAAUUCCAUUUGAACCUCAAAUUUAUUGCAGGAACAUCAUGUAGCCUUUUCUAUUGUCAGACAGCUAAUGGAGCCAUUACUGUAUUUCUAAGAAACUAGGCCACUGUGUGAAGCAACUGUGUUAAACCCGAAGGGACAAAGUUACUUUAUUGUUUUUGUUUGCUCACUCUAUCCUGACAGGCUCCUUUUCUGGAUAUGGUCGUCUUUGAAAAAAAAAAAAAAAGCCAUUCCUGUUGUAAUCUUAAAAAAAAGAAUCACCCAAGUCAUUAAGCUCGGUGCCAACCAUCACUGAGGUAGAAACGGAUUAACCGAUGCUGGAACUCGUUACUCCACUCUUACUGAUUGACUAACUAACCAGUGUUACGGCAGCUAGUAUGUUACCAAGUGCUAGCUACAUGAAGUGGGCGGUGUUUUUUGUUUUUUACUUGAGACAUUUUCAGUGCAGGCAUAUGUGAAUCUGAAAGUUUCACCUAAAUCGAGCAUCAAAUCGACGCCUGCAGCCUGAAGUUUGGUUCGGACCACAGCGUUGGGAGGGCGUGGCGUCGUUGGGGGGCGUGCAGCUGGAAAGCCUGCAUGGUAUUUUACGCUUGCAAGUGUUUUGUUUUUUGGUCAAGGAGAAAAGACGUGAAAUGAGUCGCUGGCUUAACUUGAUUACAAACGUUUUCUCUUUUUCAAGCUGCGUUGGGAGUUGUGCUUCAUCCUUAAAAAGACUGAUCACUGAAAUUUUCAAUUCAUGGAAGAAAACUGGGCGGGGCUUAGCGGCACCCCGACUUGUAGGAGGGGAUGGGGGCAGGCGUGGGGCGCAGUUUUUCUUUGUUUUCUUUUCAGUGCACCAUCAAGUGGCUAUUGCUGCACAGCCGGACUUUGGCUGCAGCCAAAGAGUAGGGGGUGGGGGGGUGUUUCCAAGACUCCUGUAUGGAACGUUCAAGUACUGUCAGGCCUUCUGAGACCUCAUCUGCUCAGACUAUUCAAAUCAGGGGAUGGAAAAACCUGCAGUUUGGUGACUCUAGGGGAGGGGGGGAAGAGCCGUGGGGGGUUUUGCCACAAAAACGCUCCCAUUGCUCUCCGGGGGUGCGACGUGCCUUGAAACUUAUCCUUUUGUUUAACAAAUUGAGCUAACAGCAGAUGCACUGACAGUCUGGAGAACUUGAUCGAUCGAAUGGUGCUACUUGAGUUGGGUGUGUAGGCCCGCGUACGUCUUGCCCGUGGAGUUUUACAGAAGUUGUUUUAUUGCACAUCUAGAGUUUUAUAUAGAUGUCUUGGAUAUGUGUCCUUAUGCUUCCAAAUAUUGUGUGUGAGGACGUUUGUGGAAAAACAAAACGCAGCUUGUUUACAAAGGGGAAGGGUCGUCAAAGUUUAAAAACCAGGAUUUAUUUGGGACCAGGGGAUUUAGCAGUUUUGGGGGGAAUUUAGCCAUUUGCACAGAUUUCUAGAUUCAACUUUUGCUGCUAGUUUUGUGUAAUUUAUUAAGCAUUUUUGACAAAUAUUUAUUUUUGUAAGCCUCAAAGUGAUUCUUUGAAAGUUUGAGAAACUUGACCAAAAGACAGUACAAAAAAAACACUGGCACUUGAAUGUUGAAUGUCACCUGUAUGCGUGAAAUUUAUAUAUUUCGGGGUAGUGUGAGCUUUUUAAUGUUAAGAUUCAUCGAUAAAUAAUAUCCACAGCUGUUUCAGGGCCAGUCAUCUAAUAGAAUUUGCCAAUUGGUUAUCAAAAUUUGAAAUGGAAUUCAACAAACAUGCCAAGGUUUGGAAUAAAGCUGUCAAAAAGCAAACAAAUUUCCUGAGCACAAAUGUUGCAGAAAUGUUCAGAUUGCCCAACUUGUGUGCAUUCUUAGUUGAGUCUGAUUUGACCUAAUUUUCUCUAGUCAAUGUCUGGCACAUGGCAAUCCUUAAAGAAACAUGUGGUUUGUUCUCAUUGUUGUAUUUUUGCAUAUAAUCUGCGGGUUCUCCUGAAGUGUGGAGCACGUCUGCAGCUGGCUCGGCCCCCUCGCACAGCUGUCGGGGGGGAGCGCUCCUCUGCACAACUGCCGACGUGUUUGCGCGUCUUUGGAGAACGCAGGAGUUCUUUAGAUGUAGACUUUGCUUUUCUGUAUUAGCACCUAGGCUACUGCACUGCAUGGGAAAUACUCAGCUGUGCAUAUGUAUGAUUUUUACCAAAAUAAAAUGUUUGAAAGUUUUUUUUGGGGGGGGUCAAGCAUGUUUCAUGAAGGCCUGUUUACUGUAGAUGUGCAAAACUAAAAUGUGUAGCAAGCCGCCUCUGGGGCCCUGCGGCUCAGGAGGCGGCCAAACUCAAUUUGGCGUGGAUUGAAUGGGAUUGUUGUUGUUUGGAGAGGUUAAAUGCAUAAAGAUUUCAUUUGUAAACAGAUUUGUGUCUUUGGUGUGCUUGUUGGAACUGACCUCUGAAUGCAGGAGCCUUCUGUGAAAAUCCAAUAAAGUUAAGUUCAAACCAGAA